Molecule: messenger RNA, 366 nt
Organism: Penicillium roqueforti
Lineage: Eukaryota; Fungi; Ascomycota; Eurotiomycetes; Eurotiales; Aspergillaceae
Exons: 2
Coding region: 1-366 (121 amino acids)
Molecular function (GO): single-stranded DNA binding
Source: RefSeq, a predicted model, not a curated record
AUGUCUACCUUCAUCUCUUCCCUGCGCCCGAACCUGAGCAUGAGCCUGGCCAGCAUCCCCCGGUACGCCCGCACCUUCAGCACCUCGCCCAACUGGGCCAUCGCCCGCCUGACCCUCACUGGCCGCCUCGGCGCAGAGCCCGAGCUCCAUGCCACCUCCUCCGGCCAGGAGAUCAUCAAAUACACCAUUGCCACUUCCCACGGCAACCGCGAGAACCGUCAGACCAGCUGGUGGCGCAUCGUAAACUUCGUCCCCGAGGGCGGCCAGCGCGAUUUCAUCCUUGGCUUGCAGAAGGGUUUGGGUCUGCGUGUGCAGUCUAUGCGGAUCGCGAGCGAGAGCGAGAGCUUGCGCUUGAAGGCUGCAUGA